Molecule: messenger RNA, 783 nt
Organism: Rangifer tarandus platyrhynchus (Svalbard reindeer)
Lineage: Eukaryota; Metazoa; Chordata; Mammalia; Artiodactyla; Cervidae
Source: the annotation of a GenBank genome assembly
AUGAGUAAUUCAGCCUCUGGCACUGGCGCCAGCUGCGUGGCUGUUUCCCUGCUGGAUUCCGUCACUACUUUGAAAGGUGGUAACACGUGGAAAGCAGAAGCCACCAGACAGGGUCAUCGCUGCUGCUGCCUGGAGCUGGGCCAGAGCACCUCGCUCGGCAUGGCAGGCCCCGCGUGCUCCCACCCCAGGGUCCUGUCCGGCCAUGUGGGCUCCGGGGAAGAGCUGGAGCUGCUGCCUGGAACCCCCUGUCCCCCGUGCUCCCAGGUGAAAAUAGAGUUCACACAGCCUGAAAAUGGAAUCGCACUUCUCCCCAGCUCUGCUGCAGGUGGUAACCACAGGGGUGCGGCAGCACGGCAGCACCAGGCAGCCUUGGGUGAGUGCGGGGGCCUCGGUCACGAGCGGGACGUGGGGGCAACGGGGAGGCCCUGCCGCAGUGACACAUGUCGGCGCAGUGCCGGCAGAGCCCUGCAGGCUGCAGCUCCAGCACAGCCGGAGCACGCGGCCAGGAGGCGACGAGCCCUGGGAUGCGGACACUCACAGGAGGCUGGACCGUCACCUCCGACCAAAACCACAAGGCGCGCAGCCGCUGCUGGCCCCAGGCCCACACUGCCCAGCCUUCCCGCCGCGACUGACCGCCCCGCCCAGGGCCCGUGGGGACCUGGCUCGGUGUGGGCGAGGAGCCUGGUGCUGCGGGGCAGGGUCCCUACGCUGCACCUCCACGGACAACAGCAGACAGGCUGGGAGGUGGAGAGGCAGCCGGAGACGAGGGUCAUCAGAAAAUAG